GCGCCAUCUGCACCGCGACCCCCGCGUCCAAGCACUGUCUCGUUCGCGUUCAGUGUACGCGACGGCUGCUUUCCUCGUCUUCUCGGAUACUCUUCAUCGUCUCCCGUUGCUGCGCUGAACGGUCUUUAAUGCCCGGCAUGAACCGCGACGUGGAGGAGUUGCGGAUGGAUUCACCACGUCCAGAGACUCCGGAGCCAGCUACACGGCAGGGGCGCAGGAAUGGCGUUGAGGGGGUCCAGCUGCUGGACGAUGAUGGUGCUAUUUCAGUUCAGCUGGAAUUCUGUCUGAAGCACAUUUUCGCGAAGUACUGCACCCCACGGCCUCCGCCGCAGAAGUUUGCAGGGAUGCUUUCGCCACCUGAGGGGGCAUAUCUCUCGCCAGAAGGUUUGGAUACGUGGGCACGCGAUACGAAUGGCACGCCGUUCGAUGAGGCGACGAAGGAGGAACUGAUGGAGUUCCUGGACGUGACGGAAGAUGGCGGUCUUACCUUCAAGGGGUUCAUGCAGGUUUACCAGCUACAAACCGAGAACGAUGAAGAGGAAACUUGGAGAGACUUGUCCAGUCACGGAUUUGAUAGAACACUCAGAUUAGUGGCUACACGCAGAGAAGACAUGGACACGGACGGUCGCAAUACUCCGUAAGCCCUCGACUUGAUAUAAUGCGAACAAUUCUAAUUUGGCGUCAUGGUGGUGAUACAGAGUGCAAACAAAUGGCACCCAUUCAUCAUGAGGGUUGCUGCAUGCCAUGCAGUCCCAGUGCAUCAGCGAAAACAAGGAUCCGAGCGACGUCGCCGCCCGUUGCAACCUUGCAAUU
Messenger RNA from Fomitopsis serialis, 813 nucleotides. RefSeq lists its product as uncharacterized. NCBI's taxonomy places the organism in Eukaryota, Fungi, Basidiomycota, Agaricomycetes, Polyporales, Fomitopsidaceae. The record is from RefSeq and is a predicted model, not a curated record. The coding region runs from base 129 to 641 and encodes 170 amino acids. The transcript has 4 exons.